AGAGAGAACAUCUGGGGACCUUUUUUAAUAAUAUCACCUGCCUCUACUCUUAACAACUGGCACCAGGAGUUUGCCAGAUUUGUACCUAAAUUUAAGGUGCUACCUUAUUGGGGAAAUCCCCAUGACAGAAAGGUGAUCAGGAAGUUCUGGAGUCAGAAGACACUGUAUACUCAGGAUGCGCCUUUCCAUGUGGUGAUUACCAGUUACCAGCUAGUAGUACAGGAUGUGAAGUAUUUCCAGCGAGUGAAGUGGCAAUAUAUGGUGCUGGAUGAAGCACAAGCACUCAAGAGCAGCUCCAGUGUUCGUUGGAAGAUCCUACUGCAGUUCCAGUGUAGAAACAGAUUGUUGUUGACUGGGACCCCAAUCCAGAACACGAUGGCUGAGCUGUGGGCCCUGCUGCAUUUUAUCAUGCCAACACUGUUUGAUUCCCAUGAAGAGUUCAAUGAGUGGUUUUCUAAGGACAUAGAGAGCCAUGCAGAGAACAAAUCCGCCAUUGAUGAGAACCAGCUAUCCCGCUUGCACAUGAUCCUGAAGCCUUUCAUGUUGAGAAGAAUCAAGAAGGAUGUGGAAAAUGAGCUGUCAGAUAAGAUUGAAAUUCUCAUGUACUGCCAGCAGACAAGUCGACAGAAGCUGUUGUACCAAGCUCUGAAAAACAAAAUCUCUAUUGAUGACCUCCUGCAGUCCUCGAUGGGCACUACUCAGCAAGCACAGACCACCACUAGUAGUCUUAUGAAUCUAGUCAUGCAGUUCAGGAAGGUGUGCAAUCACCCAGAGCUGUUUGAGCGACAAGAAACUUGGUCUCCAUUUCACAUCUCCCUAAAGCCAUACCAGAUUUCAAAGUUCAUCUACCGUCAUGGACAGAUCAGGGUCUUUAACCACUCACGGGACAGGUGGUUACGGGUUUUACUUUCACCGUUUGCACCAGACCACAUCCAGCAGUCUCUCUUCCAUAGGAAGGGCAUCAGUGAAGAAAGCUGUUUCUCUUUCCUCCGGUUUAUUGAUGUCUCUCCAGCGGAAAUGGCAAACCUCAUGAAUCAGGGACAUUUAGCCAGAUGGUUAGCUCUUUUCCUGUCUCUGAAAGCAUCCUACAGGCUCCAUCACAUGCGCUCCUGGAUGGAGAGCGAAGGGGAGAAACAGCAGGGGUCACGUUUUCUGAGGAACAGGGAUUUCUUGCUUGAUGUAAAUUUCCCGCUUCUUUACAGCUGCACUUUGCUGCAGAACCUUGUGUUCAGUAGCCACUGUAAAGCAGUUACUGGCUAUUCAGAUCAUGUCAUACAUCGAAGGAGAUCAGCUACCUCAUGUGUCCGGUGCUGCCAGGUGACUGAGCUGCCAUCCUUCCUGUGCAUAGCCAGUCCACGGGUAACAGCUGUGCCGCUGGAGUUCUACUGCAAUGACCGAAGUGCAGAAUAUGAGCGCAGGGCACUAAAAGAAGGAGGAAGUCUCGAAGCCAAGCAGUGUGUGCUCCAUGGAGCCCCGGAGCUGGCAGCCGACUGGCUGAAGCAGUCCUCCCGGUUCUUCCCAGAGUACCCAGGAGGGCUCUUAGGGAUCAGGCCUCAGAACGGCUGGUCUUUUAUCAGAAUACCAGACAAAGAGAGUCUGAUCACUGACAGUGGAAAACUUCAUGCUCUUGAUCUUCUGUUGACACGGCUGAAAUCUCAAGGACACAGAGUUCUCAUCUACUCCCAGAUGACGCGGAUGAUUGACUUACUGGAGGAAUACAUGGUUUAUAGGAAACAUACCUACAUGAGAUUGGAUGGUUCUUCAAAGAUUUCUGAACGAAGGGACAUGGUAGCCGAUUUUCAGAACAGGAAUGAUAUUUUUGUGUUCCUGCUAAGCACAAGAGCUGGGGGCUUGGGCAUUAACCUUACAGCUGCGGAUACGGUAAUUUUCUAUGACAGUGAUUGGAACCCAACAGUAGACCAGCAAGCCAUGGACCGGGCACACAGACUGGGUCAAACAAAACAAGUCACUGUGUACCGGUUGAUAUGUAAAGGCACCAUUGAGGAGCGCAUCUUACAAAGGGCUAAGGAAAAGAGUGAGAUCCAAAGAAUGGUGAUUUCAGGUGGCAAUUUCAAACCUGACACCUUGAAGCCAAAAGAGGUGGUCAGCCUUCUGCUGGAUGAUGAGGAACUAGAAAAGAAAUUGCGUCAGCGUCAAGAAGAGAAGCGACAGCAAGAAGAAACAAAUCGUGUGAAGGAACGUAAACGUAAAAGGGAAAAAUAUGCUGAAAAGAAGAAGAAGGAAGAUGAAUUGGAUGGGAAGAGAAAGAAAGAGGGCAUGAACCUUGUGAUCCCGUUUGUUCCCUCAGCUGAUAACUCCAACCUCUCUGCUGAUGGGGAUGACUCCUUCAUUAGUGUGGACUCUGCCAUGCCCAGCCCUUUCAGUGAGAUAUCCAUCAGCAGUGAAUUACAUAUGGGCUCUAUCCCUCCCGAUGAGAGCAGCAGUGAUAUGCUUGUGAUUGUGGACGAUCCAGCUUCUUCAGCACCACAGUCAAGGGCAACAAACUCUCCUGCUUCCAUUACCGGCUCAGUUUCAGAUACCAUAAAUGGUGUUUCAAUGCAAGAUACACCUCUCACUGGGAGAGGCCAGUCAGGUCGAAGCCGGGGUCGUCCUAAAGGUUCGGGCAGUGGAUCAAAAGGCGGCACUGGGAAAGGCAGAAGCAGGAAAUCGAUAGCAGGAAGUGCAGCUGCAAUGGCAGGGGGCCAAGCAGGAGCGGCAUACGCAGCAUACGGGUACAAUGUCUCUAAAGGCAUGUCUGCAAGUAGUCCUCUACAAACAGCAAUUAUUCGGCCUUCUGGACUUGCAGAUUUUGGACCUUCGAGCGCCUCUUCUCCCUUGAGCUCCCCUUUGAGCAAAGGAAACAGUGUUUGUGGGACCCCCAAAAGCUUAAACCUGACCAGCAGUCUCAUAUCAGAAACUCCAGUUCGGAAGCAAAGCAAAGGUGCCCACACCUCAGGUGGUCGGUAGUGAUUUUGAACCCCCAAAGCUUUUCUGAACUGUGUUGGCUUUCAGAGUAGACCACCCUGCCAGCCGAAGGCAUACAAACGAAUGCCUUGUUGCUGUCCAGCACGUGUGUGAAAAGAAAAUCAAAGCACAAUGGGAGUGGGUGGUUUAUGUGAGCACUUUGAUUAUGUGUAUUCCAAAAAACUAUCUUUGCAGACACUGCGAGGAGGAGGGAAGGGAGUCUGGGGUAAGUGGGAGAGUGUCAGCUUCUGUUUUAUUGAUGCAUCUGACAGAGAUUCCCAAGAAAGCAUCCAGCUGCUCCAUGCAAUAUCCUGCAGCUGUGUGUGCUUGAAGUCACACCAGUAUACUUUCUCUCUUGUAGCUUGAGGUGGAACCCAGCAUUAGUUUUAUCCUGUGAAAUCAUUAUCUGAACCCCAGGAGUAUCCUUUAAAGUCAGAAGACAUUUCCAUACUGGCAGCUGGUUAGAGUACUUGUGGGGGUAAUUGGGGGCUAAGCUGAAGAUGUUAUGUGAUCAGAAUAAUCUCGGGUUCCUCUAGUGCAGGCCUCUGGGUUCUUCAAAGGUUUGAAAUGCAAGGGAAGGUGUCUCAGGUGGUUUCCAGGGAAGGGACUCUUUUCAGCACCAUCUGUCAGGAGCAGGUUCAGAGUCACAGAAUAGAGAGCAGGCUGGCAGGCCAGUGAGAGCAGCAGCACUGCCGCUGUUUCAUGCAGUGGAAGAAACCGCGGGCCAGCAGUUUGGUGUGCAUUUCAGAGUUGUCAUCAGCACAAAUGCUGGCUGUGUUCAGAAUGAUUUCUCUCACUUUUGAGGUGUGCAGAACUCUUAAAAGCAUAGAAACAAAAUAAGGCUCUAUUUGUACAAAUCUGAAGAAGAGGGAAAGCAGAGAGUUUGCUGCUGCUCCCCUCACUGUGCUGGAGCAGAGUGUGGUUCUGCAGCUCGCAGUGCUGCGAGGGGAGUAACAGAAAACAGUCCUGAGAAAGAGAGAAAACUGUGCCAUUCCCCCUUCCAGCCAAAUCCUCGGUCAAAAAUGGUCUUGUAUCCCAGCCAUCCAUUGCCUGUUCUUCCCAGGUGUUUCCCCUUCAUCCUGAUCAUUACCCAUGCUAGCUUGGUUGAGUUCACUGCGCUGUUGCGGGUACCAGCAGCCGUGUCCCAGGGGCAGCGCUGCCAGUGCCCAUCUGUGUUCCCAUUCUCUGGUUGCUCCUUCCCCGUUCUCAAUGCACACCCGCCCCCGUAGCCCCUUGCUUUGCUGUAAGCGUUGUCUGCAUUGCACUGAGAUGUAGGUGUGGGGCAGUUCUUCUGUCUGACACGCUGAAUGAAAAGGCUGUUCUGCCAGGGCACUUUCAUCCCUUGAGAGAGAAGCAAGUUGAGUUGCAGGUCUGGGCUGUGACAGCGGAAGAUGACUUUUUUUAUUAUUAUAAUUUUUUUUCCAACCCCAAAUCCUUUGCCUGGCGUCCUACAGUGUGGAGCGAGUGCUUCCUGUUGGCUCUGCCUCUAAUUUGCACACCUGAAAAUAGCAGAACUGAGCUUAGUUAGAUUGAUUUUUAAACAGAUUUGCAGGGGAUAAUUGAGGGGGAGGUGGUGUUUAAUUAACUCGUGAAGACCUCCCCCUUCCCCUUCUAUUCACAUGUAUAUAUGAUAUUUAGAGGGAAUCAGACAAAUGCCAAGCCUUUUUUUCUCUUUGAAUGUGCUGUCUAUUUUUAUAACUGAACUUGUACAUAUGUAUAAAGAGAGACACAUCUUUCUUUUACUAACUGGAGAAGAAAAUCUUAAAUAAAAUGGAGUGAGAUAAUUUUAUGUAAA
Molecule: messenger RNA, 4759 nt
Organism: Pterocles gutturalis (yellow-throated sandgrouse)
Lineage: Eukaryota; Metazoa; Chordata; Aves; Pterocliformes; Pteroclidae
Product: DNA helicase INO80-like
Biological process (GO): DNA repair
Cellular component (GO): Ino80 complex
Molecular function (GO): ATP hydrolysis activity; histone binding; ATP binding
Source: RefSeq, a predicted model, not a curated record